CAACCAUCUAUUACAACACAGUGAACGCCAAACCUACUGUGUUUAAAAGUCCCAGAUGCAUCAGACAAAAUUAACAUGUUUUGGCCCAAUGAAGCUGUUCACUUUGUUUGCUUGUCUACUAUUUCUUCCAGAUUUCGUCACUUGCCAGAAUGAUGUUUUCCAAGUGACCAUAGUGGGUCAUGAAUUGGACUGUGCUGACCGCUCCUGUCGCCACACAGGUCAAAUAUAUGGAAAUUUCCGGCACCCGUUUAAAAGGCUGCCUCCUGCCAGCUUGUUCAACUUUUGUGUUGAUUUGGAGGUUCUCUACUGUUACGACAGAGAUGCGAAUGUGUGUAAUCACGAGGAGAACUGGCCUAGGCACUGCAUUCUCUGGUCCUUCUGCCAAGCCGAAGAAACGUGCCACGGCAGGGGACGUAAUCUCUACUGCUCAUGUAAACAAGGCGACCCCUACAACUUUACCAUCAAUCCAUUGUUUGACCACUCUUGGUUCAGGGUGGUUUUCAGAAACGCCUGGAAUAAAUUUGCCAGUUCGAAGCCUUCUGAAAUCAUAACUGCAAGCAACACCUUUAUAUAUCGCAGUCGUAAAGGUGAACGGGUUCCUAUAAAUUCUACUGUUAGCUGGUCACACAGUGGAAACUCUCGCUUAUAUGCAGAUUCAAUUUACUUACAAACGGGUGUUCUGCUAGUGCUGUGUCUGACAGAGUUAACGUUCUUGUCAAGUUUCCAAGAAUAACGCAAGCUCACAGAUACAUCUCCAAAAUUGCAACAUUUAACAUCAAUUUUAAAU
Physella acuta is the source of this 787-nucleotide messenger RNA. RefSeq lists its product as uncharacterized. Lineage: Eukaryota; Metazoa; Mollusca; Gastropoda; Physidae. The record is from RefSeq and is a predicted model, not a curated record.